Equus quagga is the source of this 823-nucleotide messenger RNA. RefSeq names its product immunoglobulin lambda-1 light chain-like. The record is from RefSeq and is a predicted model, not a curated record. NCBI's taxonomy places the organism in Eukaryota, Metazoa, Chordata, Mammalia, Perissodactyla, Equidae. The transcript has 4 exons. Gene Ontology annotation, cellular component: MHC class II protein complex. Gene Ontology annotation, molecular function: MHC class II protein complex binding. Gene Ontology annotation, biological process: antigen processing and presentation of exogenous peptide antigen via MHC class II; immunoglobulin production involved in immunoglobulin-mediated immune response; peptide antigen assembly with MHC class II protein complex.
AUGGCCAAGAUCCCUCUCCUCCUUUGCCUCCUCACUUACAGCACAGGCUCCAUGGCCUCCUACGAGCUGACGCAGCCAACCUCAGCAUCAGUGGCUCUGGGACAGAUGGCCAGGAUCACCCGUGGGGGAAAUAACAUUGGAAAUAAAUACGCUUACUGGUCCCAGCAUAAGCCAGGCCAGGCCCCUAUGCUAGUCACCUAUGACAGCAGCAAAAGGCCUUCAGGGAUCCCUGACUGAUUCUCAGCCUCCAACUCUAGGAACAUGGUCACCCUGACCAUCAGCAGGGCUGGAGCCGAGGACGAGGCUGACUAUUACUGUGCCACCUACCAUGCCACUGAUAUCUUCGGCGGCAGGACCCACCUCAGCGUCCUGGGUGGUCCCACGUCUGCACCCUCGGUCUCUCUCUUCCCGCCCUCCUCUGAGGAGCUCAGCGCCAACAAGGCCACAGUGGUGUGUCUCAUCAGUGACUUCUCCCCCAGCGACUUGACGGUGAGCUGGAAGGGAAAUGGCGCCGCCAUCAGCCAGGGCGUCCAGACCACCAAGCCCUCGAAACAGAGCAAUGGCAAGUACGCGGCUAGCAGCUACCUGACGCUGACCCCCGCCCCGUGGAAAUCGUACAGCAGCGUCAGCUGCCAGGUCACGCACCAAGGGAAAGCCGUGGAGAAGAAACUGUCCCCCUCAGAGUGUUCUUAGGUCCCUGAGCCCCGCCACUCAUGGGACCCCCCCAGGACAAUCAGGAAGGGCCUUCCCCACCCAGACACCCCUUCCCAGCUCUCCACUGUACCCCUGAGACCCCACCCAGCAUCAACUCAGCCCAGGCAGG